This is a messenger RNA of Seminavis robusta, 1347 nucleotides long. Lineage: Eukaryota; Bacillariophyta; Bacillariophyceae; Naviculales; Naviculaceae. The record is from the annotation of a GenBank genome assembly.
AUGAGCACCAAGAAGACUAGCAGUAGUAGCAGUAGCAAGCUGUUACCGGCAGUAUUAGCCAUUUGUUCGGUUCUCGUGGUAGUCGUGGCGUGGUCCCUUCCCCAAAUGAUUCCUCCUCUCUUUGACUUGCAUCCCCCACGGGCACAUCCCAGCAAGACCAUGGCGGCCAUGGUGUAUCAAACGCACGGCGAUCCGUCCGUGCUCGAGUACGACACACAGCAUCCUCAACCAAUCCCAAAGGCGCAUCAAUACUUGAUCCAAGUCCAUGCAUCCGCCUUGAAUCCCUGUGAUUUCAAGCAACGACGCAACCCUCACAUUCCCAAUUUUGUCAGUCCCGUGCCUCGUAUUCCGGGCGCCGACAUGGCCGGAGUCGUCGUGCAAACACCCCAGUCAAGCAAUUCAAAAUUCCUCGUGGGCGACCGAGUGGCCGCAUUGAUUCCCUAUUGGGGCACCCCCUGGGGAACCAUGGCCGACUAUGUGGCCGUCGACGAGGCGCACUUGGCGAAACUGGGACCUUCCCUGAACUACACCGAGGCGGCGUCCUAUGCCUUGACGGGGUUGACGGUGUUACAAAGUUUUGCCAAUUUAGAACACGAUGAUAGUUUGCAGGGAAAGAAACUGCUCGUGCAUGCCGGAGCCGGAGGUGUGGGCAGUUUUGCCAUUCAAUGGGCCAAACACAUUCUACAAAGUGCGCAUGUGGCCACCACGGCCAGUGCUCCCAAGGCGGAAUUUUUGAAAGAGUUGGGAGCCGACCAAGUCAUUGAUUAUCGAACCGAAAAGUUUGAAGAAAUUCUACUGGACUACGAUGUGGUGUUGGAUCCCAUGAGUUGGUUGUACGAAGACCGGAGUCUGCAAGUGCUCACCAGUGGAGGACACUAUGUAAAUGUCGUGGGGUCCGAUUGGGCAUUUGACGAUGGCAUCGAACGAGGCAAUGGACCGACCACCUUGAUCAAUUUCAUCACUUCCAAAGUCCGCAAUUUCAUUCAGCCAAACUCGACGCCCAAAUACGGAUUUGUGGGCGUGUCACCGAAUGGAGCUCAGAUGCAGCAAAUUCUCGACGCCAUGGAGAGUGGCAAGAUUCGGCCCGUCAUUGAUCGAACCUAUCAUUUGUCGGAGGCCGCCGAAGCGUACCGGUACUUGGAGGAAGGCCGUGCCAAGGGAAAAGUGGUCUUGUACCAUGGGGAAAUGGUAAAGCAGCAGCAGUCGAACGCAGCAGAAGACGACACGGGCGGCGAAGAGAAAGUCAGCCACGAGGAAGUCGUUGCAGCUGACGAGGGAGCUGAAGAAUCCCACGAAGAAAAGCCACAGUCAGCGACCGCAGAGCACGCAGAAGUUCAAGCCGAAUAA